AGAGGAGAGGAAAGGAGAGGAGGAGCUGGGAAAGCACCAGAAGCGGCAGACAAAGCUCACAACUCAGCUCAGAGCGUGGCACAAACAGAAGGGAGUCAGCGCUGACUGGAUACUGCUGGAGCUCACAUCCGCAAACCUCAAAACAGAUGCACGGCCACAAAUCAGGAGCCAUCACAGAUAUGUUCUGACACUCCUGGACUGGACUAAAUACAACUUUUUUUUUUCAUUUGCAAUGGUGUGUGCUUUCUUGCUUUUUUGAAAGUCCAAUAAGAAAAUGAGAAGAUAGAAAGAAAAAAAAAACCCACAGCUCACAGUGGAUGUUUCACAGAAAGCUAAGAAAGACUGCUCUUUUGCAUGAGUCUUUUUGUGCAUCUCUCAACCACCCACUGAUUUUUCUUUUUUUUUCAAAAAAAAAAAAGAAGGAAUGGCUCUGCACACAUUAGCCAAAGGAAAAAGACACAGAGAGAAACAGAACAGGAGAGAUGAAAGAUCAUUUUGUGUGUGAGUAAUGUGUGAAACCUUGAAAUGGCUACCACCACCACUGAAUGUGUGAGAAGUCAAGUGGACAGGAUGCUGACUUGUUUGAAAAUCUGAUCUGCUAUCGGGGGUAGGCUGUGGGCGUCAGACAGCUGGGGCUGUGAUUCACAAACCCGACUUGGCGUGAAAACAAGAGAUGCUACAACUAAGAUGUGGCUUCCGUGUCACGAUAGGAGAUCAGUGAGGAGGAGAAAGUACAAUCGCGUGGAAAGGGAAACUUGAAGCUUUUGUCUCAACGGAGGAAAAACACGAAAACAUUUUGAGCAUUUUACUGAAUAAGAGCAAUAUUCAGGAUGCCCACUUGAAACUUUUGUUGUUCUGCAAACAAGGGAUCAAAAGACACUGGAGAUACAGUCUCUGUAUUAGUCUACGGCAUCUUAGUACAGAAAGGACUUCUGUCAUUCUUGGGGAGACUAUAUACAAAUAUCGGUGAACUGGAUUGCAAAAAAGGACAGAAGGACUGGUUUUGCUCUUUUCCUCCCUGUGGCUGAUUUACUUCCACCUUACUCAACACAAAUCACAGAGCAGAAGAAAUGUGUUUGUUUACAUGGGCACACCUGGGCCUGUAUCACUGAAACGGUGCCUUUUUAUGCAGCCGCCUUUUUUUUGCCCUCUCCGGAUGACUGCCAUGUUGGCAGGUGGAUGCAGAUGCAAUCGUCUCAUACAGCAUUAACCGGUUUAUACAAAAUAAACAAUCAUGCUGGAGCACAACAAGCUGGAAGCAUAAACGAAACAGGGUGAUCCUGCAUUACAGCAAGACUUUGUGCCCUGAAGCUUAAAUGGAACAAAGCGAAUAAAACGUUAGAUGUUUUCUUUUCUUUUUUUUUGUUUUUUGGAAAAUUAUCAGAAACCCAGUCUGAGCUAUUUAGAAAUACACCCCGUCACAUCUGCUUGGGGACAAGAAAUCUUGAAAAAAGAAGAGAAAGGAACACAUUUCAUAUGUUAAGACCUCCUAUAAGACAAAAAAUGAGAGUUAAGUUUAUACAGUUAGUCGAUUUAUGUACAGCUCAAAUUACAUUGGAAUGAAAUUUAUUACACAGCAUGAAGCAUGUGAAAAAUAAGUUUUAAAAGUGUUUACUAUAGUUGUUAAAGGGAGGGAAUAUCAGAUUAAUAAGCUGGGUCAUAAAAAGAAACCUAACAGAUCACUGGCAGCUGUGCCUGUGCUCAGAGCCUGGUGGUGGCAUCAUGUUAUAUGUUGGUGGUAAGAGUGGAUUUCUGCAGGGUGUGGUGGCACCAACAGUUAUAGCACCAUCACCGUUAUGGUGGUCUGUUGUUGUGUUGUUAGUUUGUCUUCAACUCCCCCAGCUGAGCCCUGCCCAGGCCAGCAUCUGCUUGUCUGGACAUGGCGCUUCCCAGGAAGGCAGAUGUCUGUGUGCCUCUGACAUCCUCAGCUGCACCGCCCUGGGUCUGCUACAGGUCCCCAGAGAAAUGCCUGCCUCUGCUGUCACUUUGGAUCUCAGCCAUAAUCGGAUUGUGCAAUUGCAGGAGGGUAGCUUUGGAGGACUUUCCCGUUUGGAAACAUUACGGUUAGCCCACAAUCAGCUGACUUCUAUUCAACCGAGGGCGUUUCGAAAUAGCUCCGGGACACUGCUCAGACACUUGGACCUUUCAUCUAAUCAGCUUCGUGUUUUGCAGCAGCAUUAUUUUCAAGAUCUGCCUGGAUUGGAGGAACUGUUGUUGUUCAACAAUCGCAUCGUCCAGGUUGAAGGCACAGCAUUUGCCGGACUGAGCAAUCUCCGCAAGGCCUACCUCAGCCAUAACCGUCUGACUGACUUCCCUUUCUUUUCGAUACAAGAGCACACUCACCCUCAUCUUUACUUACUAGACCUAUCAUCAAACCGCUUACCCAGACUGCCUUUGGAGGACAUAUCAAACUUACCCACAGCGGUCCAGAACGGACUUUACCUUCAUAACAACUCCCUGGUGUGUGAGUGUUCGAUGUAUGGGCUGUUUCGUCACUGGUUAGAGAGAGAGUUUGCUUCAGUGACAGAUUUCAAGCCGGAGCACACAUGUCUGGUCUUUGGGAUACAAAAAGGUCCGGUGCGUUUGUUCCAGCGUAACUCCUACUUUGAAAAAUGCAACUUCACUGGGAUGAGGCUGCCUCUUAAAGCGCAGGAGGGCAGCGUUUCAGUAAAUGCAGGAAAGACUUUGUGGCUGCACUGUGUUACGACUCUACUUGGACAGCAUGUGACAUUUUUCUGGGUGUCACCGAAACAGGAAUACGUGGCGCCGCCGGGGAAUGAUGGAUUAAAGAUGUACACCAAUGGUACCUUGGAGAUCAUGAAAGCGAGUGCCGAGGAUUCCGGUGUCUACUGGUGUAUGGCUUUGGACCAGCAGCAGCAGCGAAACGAAACACGGGAGGUUAACGUGACGGUCGUACAGCCCAAUGACAACGAGUCUCACGAGCCAUUUAACACUGGAUUCACCACCCUGCUGGGCUGUGUGGUCAGCCUGGUCCUAGUUCUCAUGUACCUCUAUCUGACACCCUGUCGCUGCCCUUCCUGUCCAAAGAUCCCCGCUCCAGCCACAGCCACCCCGACCUUGGGUAAUGAGGCUGGGGUUGGGAGCGCCCAAUCCUCCAUCUUAACCCCCACCCCGCCAACGACCACUGAGGGGCCAGGCCGUAAGGUCAGUACCAACAAGCAUGUAGUAUUUCUGGAGCCUAUAAGAGAGCAGCAAAAUGGCAGACUGAGGGCGGGACCAGGAACUGGGACAGUGCAAGGACAUCUGGGGCCAGGUUUACUGCUAGGGGCAGAGCACCAGUCAAAGCUCCACAACCAAUCACAGCAGAGAGCAGGGGAGACAGACUCCAUUAUAUCAGUGUUCUCAGACACACCCAUCAUGUUGCCAUAGCGAUGGGACAAGCAGAGACAGACUGGCACGAAUAUCACCUCUCACUCACUUUCUUCCUUCCUCUGCUUCUCAGUUACCUCCUCACCACCUCCCACUGCACCCAGCACUAGACCUGAGCAAAACAGUAAUCCAAUACAACACUGAUUAAAAGCUUAAUUCAUCUCUUAUCUUUGCGAGGCUUUGAGGCUCUAAAACUGCCUAAUGAAACAGAUCCAAGUGCAAUUUGAACAGAGAGAAAACUGUUAAAAACAAAUGAAAUGUAUUAUUGUUUGCCCAGGUCUGCCCACCAUGCCCUACAGCCAUGUACCAAUGCACUGUGAAAGGCUAUCUUCUGUUGAAAACAGACUUGCAGGGUAGGAAUAGUACGUUUACAGAAGACAAAAGACAGUCAGGAAAACAAAGACCAGGAUGGACAGUGCAAGUAUGUACAGUAGGUGUCAGAAUUAACCCAGACCAAAGAUAGCAAGACUUCAGAAAUCGCUGGAGGAGCUGCGACUACAACCUUAAAGUCUGUAUGAGGAAACUUUGGAAGAGAGUAAAAGAUGUGUGUGUGUGACAGGCACACAGCAGAGACCCAUCUGAGUGAAAGGCAAUGAUGGGAGAGGUGAAGAGUGCAUUCCUGCGAUCAAGAUGUGCAUGGACUUCUACUGAAAAACAAAGUGCACAGAGCUGUCCCUUUAAGCACGGCUUGUACCUUUAAUAAACAUUUGCUACAGAUGCCUUCUUGUCUCAUAUAGAGAUGUAGAGAAAAAAAAAAAAUCUCUUUUUUUUUUGUUGAGCUUUUUUAGCGUUUCCUUUUGUCAGAGUCAGUGUGUCAGUUGAUUAGAGCCAAACAAAUCUGCAUAGUGUAGCUCUGUCACAAUGUGAACUGUUUUAGAGUAGACAUGCUAGAGAAGAAGAGCUUUUAGUUAGUAAAAAUAGAAACUCUUUUAAGGGAUAAGGAUUUGAUUCUGACUUCCUCCUUGCACCUUCCCCCCUCUCCCCUGGAAGUUGAUUACUGUCAUAAUUAAUCAGAAUCUGAGCAUUAGGAAAACAACAGGAAGUAAUAAACAAAUAAACUCAUUUUUUAAGACCUGAUCUGAAAUAUUGUAAGCUGGAGGAGGAGAGCCAGUGUUUGGAUUAAUUCCAGAUGAGACUGUGGAAGUUUUUAUCAGAUGUAUCAAUGUUUUUUUUUUUUUGUUUUGUUUUGGGUUUUUUUCUCAGUCAUGUCAAUUUUCUGGGACAAUGAAUGUGAAAACGAAUAGGUGACAAAAAAUGACUAAACUCAUGCCUUUGUGUUAAAAAUAUACUGCAGGAUUGACAGGACAAUCAGGACAGACUUGCUUGUUUUCUUACUUAUUGUCUUCACUGUAUUCACUGCAUCUUCCUCUUCCUUGCACCCCCCUUCCCCCCUCCUUCUUUCCUGUCAGUCUCCUGUCCUAUCUUUAUCUGUGUGUUAAUAAACCUCUGUAUCUGGACCAUC
Messenger RNA from Sphaeramia orbicularis (orbiculate cardinalfish), 4852 nucleotides. It is a transcript of the gene amigo3, whose product is annotated as adhesion molecule with Ig-like domain 3. Gene Ontology annotation, biological process: brain development. Gene Ontology annotation, cellular component: membrane. Gene Ontology annotation, molecular function: protein binding. The record is from RefSeq and is a predicted model, not a curated record. Lineage: Eukaryota; Metazoa; Chordata; Actinopteri; Kurtiformes; Apogonidae. The coding region runs from base 1723 to 3390 and encodes 555 amino acids. The transcript has 2 exons.